AUGGCUGACUCCAAGGUCCCCGACACCAUUGCGCCGGCGGAGGAGGCCCCGCGCUACCCCUCUGAGGGCCAUGAGGGCCACGAGGGCUGGCCGUCUGAUUCCUCGAUGAAGGCGAUCAUUCAGAAUGCGAAGGCGGCGACUGAAAAGGAGCAAAGUAUGAGUUUGCUGCAGGGUAUCAAGUUGUAUCCUAAGGCGGUUGCGUGGAGUGUGCUCAUUUCGACCUGCAUUGCGAUGGAGGGAUACGAUAUCAGUUUGGUGAACAACUUCUACGCCUUUGAUCAGUUUAAUCGCAAAUACGGCGAACAGCUGCCGAACGGAUCAUAUCAAGUACCGGCCAGGUGGCAAUCAGGUUUGAGUAACGGUGCCGCUGUCGGUGAAAUCAUCGGGUUGUUUAUCAACGGUUGGGCCUCGGAACGAUUUGGAUACCGCUAUACAAUCAUGGCCUGCCUCAUUCUGGUCACCGCGUGGACGACAAUCUUCUUCACAGCCAAGAAUGUGCAGUCUUUGCUCGCCGCGGAGAUCCUGUGUGGUGUUCCCUGGGGUGUCUUCCAAACCUUGACGAUCACUUACGCCUCUGAGGUGUGUCCCGUCGCACUCCGUGGAUACUUGACUACCUAUGUCAACUUCUGUUGGGGCCUGGGCCAGCUCAUUGGAAUUGGCGUGAUCAAGGGAAUGCUCAACCGUGAUGACCAAUGGGCCUACCGAAUUCCGUACGGUCUGCAAUGGAUGUGGCCUCUGCCUCUCUUCAUUGGCAUAUUCCUUGCCCCCGAAUCCCCUUGGUGGUUGGUCCGACGAGGCCGGACCAAGGAUGCCAAGCGGGCUCUUGAGCGGCUGACUAGCAAAGACCGCGAAACUGACUUUGAUGCCGAUGAGACAAUCUCGAUGAUGGUGCACACUACCGCCCUGGAGGCCAGGAUCACAAAGGGUGCCAGCUAUCUCGAUUGUUUCAAGGGGACUGAUUUGCGCCGGACAGAGAUUGUCUGCAUGGUCUGGGCUAUCCAGAAUCUGAGUGGAAACUCGUUCUCGAACUAUUCCACCUACUUCCUGGAGCAGGCUGGUCUCGACUCAUCUAAUGCCUACAACUUCGCCAUGGGCCAGUACAGCAUCAACAUGGUCGGUGUCUUUGGAGCCUGGUUCUUGAUGACCCUGGGAAUUGGUCGUCGAACUCUGUGUCUGUACGGUCUGUGUGGACUGUGUACCAUGCUUCUGACCAUGGGCUUCCUCGGCCUUGUGCCGCACUCUCACCGUGAUCAGGCGUCCAUGGCCACCGGCUCGCUGAUGCUUGUCUGGGCGCUCUUCUACCAGCUCACAGUCGGUACCGUCACCUACUCGCUCGUUGCAGAGCUCUCCACCCGACGCCUGCAAAUCAAGACAGUCGUUCUCGGCCGUUGCUUGUAUAAUGUUGUCGGCAUUAUCUGUGGUGUCCUCACUCCUUACAUGCUGAACCCCGGCGAGUGGAACUGGGGCAACUACGCCGGAUUCUUCUGGGGCGGCAUCUGCUUCUUGUGUAUUAUUUACACAUACUUCCGCGUGCCUGAGCCUCGCGGUCGCUCCUUCGCCGAAUUGGACAUGCUCUUCGAGCGUGGUGUUAGUGCUCGUCAAUUUGCGACCACCGAGGUCGACGUGUUUGACGAGUCCAUCGAAGGCCGCGUCAUUGAUGAUUACCGGGCGCAGAAGAACGCCGCGAAUGAUGACCCCAGCCAGGUCGAGAAAGACGCUGGCACUGCAUGA
This is a messenger RNA of Penicillium daleae, 1731 nucleotides long. RefSeq names its product putative MFS alpha-glucoside transporter. The record is from RefSeq and is a predicted model, not a curated record. The transcript has 2 exons. Gene Ontology annotation, cellular component: membrane. Gene Ontology annotation, biological process: carbohydrate transport; transmembrane transport. NCBI's taxonomy places the organism in Eukaryota, Fungi, Ascomycota, Eurotiomycetes, Eurotiales, Aspergillaceae. Gene Ontology annotation, molecular function: carbohydrate:proton symporter activity. Bases 1 to 1731 code for a protein of 576 amino acids.